ACAGACAGCGGACGGGGGAAGACCCCGGAGCAGAAAACCGUGUGCAUUCACAAUAUACAUAAUUGUUGAUUAUUUCCAGUAAAGUGGGCGGGUAACAUAGUAGGCGGACUAAAUCAGUGUAUAGGAUCCCUUAUCUAACCAUGUCCAAGGCGGAGGAGAUCCAACGUGCCACCGAGGCAACACCGCUUGAAACCGAAUGGGUCAGAAACCGUUCCCAGGAAUAGGCUAAUAAACCAAUGACGUUUCCUCCUUUUUCCUCUUCGAUUGAAUGUUUUCAUAUAUGCCUCUCUCUGCCGUCGGAUGAGCCAGCCUGAAGUUAAGAUUCACAAGCGUAAAUGUAGUCCGUAACUUACCCCCGCCUGGAUCUUGCCUGUUGAACUCGGUGGAACUCUUGACAGUUGAAAAUGGAGAAAUCCUCAAUGGGGUUGACUAAGACUGGCUCGCGGUCGACCGCAUCUCUCCCCCCAGAACCGGUGGACAUCAUCCGCAGCAAGUCAUGUUACCGCCGAGUACGGCUCAACGUUGGGGGACUUCCACACGAGGUCCUCUGGAGAACGUUGGAUAGGUUACCGCGCACCCGGUUAGGGAAACUACGAGACUGCAACACCCAUGACUCGCUCAUGGAGGUAUGUGACGACUACAACUUGGACGAGAACGAGUACUUUUUCGACAGGCACCCAGGGGCGUUCACGUCCAUUCUGAACUUCUACCGGACCGGCAAGCUCCACAUGAUGGAGGAGAUGUGCGCCCUGUCGUUCAGUCAGGAGCUGGACUACUGGGGCAUAGAUGAGAUCUACCUGGAGUCCUGCUGCCAGGCCAGAUACCACCAGAAGAAAGAACAGAUGAACGAGGAGCUCAAAAGAGAGCAAGACACCUUAAACGACAGAGAGGGAGAAGAGUUCGACAACACAUGUUGUGCCGACAAACGAAAGAAACUCUGGGACCUUUUAGAAAAGCCUAGUUCAUCCGUCGCAGCCAAGAUCCUAGCCAUCAUCUCCAUCCUGUUUAUCGGGCUGUCCACCAUCGCCCUGUCCCUCAACACCCUGCCUGAGCUGCAGGACACAGACGAAUUUGGACAUGCCUCAGACAACCCCCAGCUGGCCCACGUAGAGGCCGUCUGCAUCGCCUGGUUUACUAUGGAGUACCUCCUUCGCUUCCUCUCAUCGCCCACCAAAUGGAAGUUCAUCAAAGGUCCCUUGAACGUGAUCGACCUGCUGGCCAUCCUUCCUUACUACGUCACAAUCUUCCUGACCGAGUCCAACAAGAGUGUUCUACAGUUCCAGAACGUCCGGAGGGUGGUGCAGAUCUUCCGGAUCAUGCGUAUCCUUAGGAUUCUGAAGUUGGCGCGUCACUCCACAGGGCUGCAGUCUCUAGGUUUCACACUGAAGAGGAGUUACAAUGAGCUGGGUCUACUCAUCCUCUUCCUGGCCAUGGGCAUCAUGAUCUUCUCCAGCCUCGUCUUCUUCGCAGAGAAGGACGAGGAUGACACGAAAUUCAAAAGCAUCCCGGCCUCCUUCUGGUGGGCUACCAUUACUAUGACAACGGUGGGUUAUGGGGACAUUUACCCUAAGACUCUGCUGGGUAAGAUUGUGGGUGGUCUCUGUUGCAUCGCAGGGGUGCUGGUGAUAGCCUUGCCCAUUCCCAUCAUUGUCAACAACUUCUCUGAGUUCUACAAGGAGCAGAAGCGCCAGGAGAAAGCUGUGAAGCGGCGGGAAGCACUGGAGAGGGCGAAACGCAAUGGGAGCAUCGUCUCCAUGAACAUGAAGGAGGCGUUUGCCCGCAGUGCCGAGCUGAUGGACGUGGUGGUGGAGAAGAGUGAGAGGCCGCUGACGCAAGACAACCACCUGUCACCCAGCCACUGGAAGUGGACACCUAAGCGGGCCACCACCGCCUCCGAGACCAGCUCGGCCCACUCCUUCAACCCUGUGGAGUCGCAGACGGGUUCCCCCAGCAAGGCCAGGGCCUCCAGUCCUCAGGGGCUCAACCCACAGAAGCUGGAGGAGAUGUAUAACCAAAUGGCAAAGACCCAGUCACAGCCCAACCUCAACGCCAAAGACAAGAGCUCGAGGGCUGGCAGGCAGAGGGAUAGGGAUGAGAUAGAGCUGGGGACCAUCCCUGGGGAUCCAGGGGACCCUAUGCUAGGGGGUCGAGAGGGGGUGGGGGACAUGAAGAGCCUGUCUAGUAUUGACAGCUACAUCAGCUGUGCUGCAGACUUCCAAGAGAAUCCACGUGGUGUCUACGCCCAUAGUCCAGCCUACGGCCUGGCCCUCCUGGCCCAGGAGACCAGCCGCUUCUCCCACAUCAACCCAGUCACGGCCCUCUCUGGGCGGGUCAGCACCAACCCUGGCCUCCAGACCACCCUGGAGCAUGAGCCCUUGCUGGAUCCACUCUCUGCUGUGAAGCCUGCAGGUUCUGGCAACACUCGUAACUUUAACAACCCUCUAAAGGGUGGUGGCCUUUCCUACAAGGUGAACUACCGGAGCAGUGGAGGGGAGUCAGUGCCAGGACCAGGCCCAGGCCCUUCCCCCAGCAGCGGUGGUCCUCUCUCAGACAGUUCCGUCCUGUCUGACCGCUCCCUGCUCAGCCCAGAGACGUCCAUCUACACCACGGCCAGCAGCAGGACACCGACCAAGUCCCCUGACAGCUCCACCCUAACCACAGCCCUGACCUCCACACCGGCCGUUUUCACUUUCCACGACUCCUCCAUCAGUAAGUACAUUGACGCCGACACAGACGAAGACGAGCACCUGCGGGACAUGUCGGAGGCCACCAGCCCCUCGGAGCGCCUGCUGGCCGGCUCCAGUCCCCCCAAACACAGCAGGAACAUCAACAGCGGCUACAACCAGAGAGGCAUCAACCACCUGGCACCAAGCACCACCCAGCGGAUGCUGGGGCAGAACUGCCUAUUCCCUGGCUUGGAUGGGGGGACGCGGGGGAGCGGGGGCCACACGGAGAACCAUGUGGUUCCAGAGCUGCCCCGCAGGUCCAAAGGGGACAGAGGAAGGUCUAGUACCAUGGACAAGAGUCUCUGAGCUACAGUUAUAGGGCAGAGCAGAGGAUAGCACAGCCAGCGUUAAGGGCGCUGGAGCAAGGAAGACUUAUGUCAGGGACAUCCAGAGAAACACAGACAAGGUACUGUGUGGAAGGCAGAGAAAGUGAUAGAGAAAGAGAAAGUAAGAGAGUGAAGGAAAGAGACACACUGUGCAGAAUCCCUUUACAAACUGACAGAAAGGGCCAUGAAGGGAGAGCGAUUCAGGGCAGCGUUUGGGCUGUGGUGUGGUGUUCAAUACUAUGGGAAAAGACUUGCAGGACAGAUAAAGAACACUCUCCCUCUUCUCCCCCCCCUUCCUGUUAGCCACGGUACACAAGCUACCACAGAACUGGGCAGAAAACUCCCACAAACCCAACUGAGCAGGGGCCCCACAGGGAGACGUGGGAGCAGGUCAAAGCAGAGCAUGCUGGGAAGGGACAUGGUCUGUUGGUUGGUUGAGGCUGUGGUGGUCCAUUUCAGUGGCUAUGGGGUAAGAGGCAGGAUGAGGGGUGAGGUGGGAAACAGCAAGACAGUCAUCCCCUAUAUUCUCCCACAGGUCUAUAUAUAUCAGCUGACCACUGUCCCAUUCCGCCCCAGCCCAGCUCACACUGUAGAAAACUACACUCUUAGAAAAAGGUUUUCCAAAGGGGUUCUUUGGCUGUCCCCAUAAGAGAACCAUUUUUAUCUUCAGAUAAAAACCUUUUUUGUUCCAAGUAGAACCGUUUGGAUUCCAUGUAGAACCAUCUGUGAAAAGGGUUCUACAUGGAACCCAAAAUGGUUAUGUUUUGAAACAGAAGGGUUCUACCUGGAACCAACCUUUUAGGUUCUAGAUAGCACCUUUUUUUCUAAGAGUGUAGGGAGGAGUUACGGUAGACGCCAAUAAGCUACUUACUAGUGCCCCCCUAGACCCAAACCUGGCCUUAGUCAUAUGUGAGUGUGUGUGUGUGUGAGUGAGUUGGCGUGUACAUGUUUAAAAGAUAUCCACACUUUUAGAUUGUCUCACCUGAUAUUUAUUUUUAUAUAAAUAAAGUAGGUUACCUAUAGACAUUUGUGAUUUGCUAGUCUGUUGUGUCAUGACCAUAACUGUUUGAGUAAUUCUGUAUGACAUAUUUCUAGACAAGUUACAGUUGCUGUAGGUUUUACAAUCCAGACUCAUCUUAGGGAAAACCACAGUCUGUCAAAAAGAGUCUUGUUCUUCUUGGUACCGUUUCUUUAUCACAUAGUAAGAGUAGAGGACCACAUUUGAUCUGACAUUUCUGUCUGUGAAUGUCGUGAUUGUGUGUCGUUUUAUUUUUAUUGCAUUGGGUUUGAGUCAGAGGGGAAUAGUUGAAAGAAACCUAAUCUUUUUGGUAUUAAAGUCAGGAAUCAUAAAUAUCCCUGAAGAUUUUUUUGCAUCAAACACACAUUUAGGAGAGCUCUCCUCCAAGACAUGCAUGUACCAAACAGCCUGCCUCUUCCUCCCAGUCAUACCACCAAGACACAAGGGGCUCCAUUCAAUCCAUAUCGGGGAAACUCAGCGUAACUGCGUUAUUGAAACUGAAAAGCAAUGUUUCCGCGUUAGCAGACAAUGCAUUCAUGGUAAACGCUGCAAGUGUCAGCUCAAUAGGAAAUUACAUUUACAUUUCAAGUGCGCUUUCAUUAACGCUUCAAGCAAUAGAUAUUAAAUAGAGCCCAGAGUUCAAAAGAGUCACUUCAGCUGAUGUGCUGAGAUGUGUAAAAGAAAAAUGACCUGUUUAUUUUUAUGGUACUUUAUAAAGAAUGUGGUGAACAGAUUUAUGAACCUAUAUUUCCAAAUCCAAGCAAACAUUUAUGAUAUAUGUUCAGAUUUAAAGUGAAACAUUGAUAAAGCUGCCAUAACAUGCAUCAUCAUAAUUUUCCUUUCAACAACAUAGAGCCAAAGACUGGUCCAUUUUGAACUGUAGUUGGAAUGAGCGAGAGAAAGAGAAAGAUCCCCCAUACAGUACUCCUUAGGUUGCAGUAUAAGUCUGAACAGCAUAUUAAUUCAAAAGAGGGAAGAGUGUUACUUCUCACUUAUCCAGGAAACCUAGUUACAGGUUUUGAUUGAAUAGCAUGUCUAGUCUUUUUGAGUGCAUCUGCAUUCAUCCACACACAGACAUACAGACAUAUUGAAAGGACAGCCCAUACACAGGUAUACAAUAUCUACAAGAUAGCUCCAGGCCUGCCCAGUUUCCAUAGUAACAAGCUCCAUCCUGGCAAGGCUGAUACCAGAGCUGCAUAGCUCUGCUAAUUGGGGUGGGAAUGUCUAAUUGUAUCAAAAUGCAUGCAUUCUUUAGGUUCACACAGUUUGCACACUCAAACAUACAGUAGUUGUUACACAGGAGUGCACGUAGACAAAGAAACAUCCUGUAACCACCCAUUCCCCCCUGCAUAGUUUUGAAUAAAUGCAUGAUAAUGCAUUCUGAAGAAUAGACGUCACAGUGCAUAGAUAUCACUGAAGAUGCUUAUAAAAAAAAAAGACAGACCCACAACACUGUCCACAUACAUGUCCAUGUGUUCGUCCUUGGCUCUCUUCCUCUUUCUGAGAAAAGUCCGUGUGAAAAGGUGAGAACAUCGCAUCUCCAGAGACGCAUUUUUCGCACCCAUUCCUGUCUGAGCUGGAUCCGAGCGAGGGGAGCUAUGUGAAAAGAAUAGUAAUGACUGUAGAAAGGGCAUAACCUCUGAAACACUGUGUAUGUGUGUGUGUUAUUGUCAUGUUUAAAGGGACUGAUGCUGAGCCGAAGGCUUCCACUUUGUUAGACAUUAACUAGGUUUCUAGCCAACUGGCGACAGAUUUUCAUACGAAUAUUCUAAAAUCCACAUAACAACAAUAUGCGCAUUUUCCCACCAGAGAUGUGUUUCCAUCAAAUUGACUUGUUGCGGAUAAAGGCAUGUGCGUGAUGAUUUAGGCCUAGGGAACAUACAAAAAAAUAAUAUUAUAAAUAUAUAAUAUAAAAUAAAUAAUAUAAUAAUAUAAAAAUAACAAAAUCUAUGUUUAAUGGGUUUCCAUCGCAUUUUCAAAUCUACUGAUGGCUUUGUCACACGAAAUGUUGCGUUAAAUAGCAAGUGUGCCCACUAUGGUUUUGGCAUAUGCGCUCUAGUCAAUAGGCUACCUACCUGCAUGAUGAGUAUAUUAUGGAUAAGAGCGAUAUUAUUUUUAUUUGUCAAACGGCAGCCAAGCAUCGAUCGUCAUGUCAACAGAAUGAGACCCUUGAAAUGUAUUGGAAAGAAGGAAGCUCACCACCGUGCACCUUCACAACCCUGUGAAGUUCACCAUGAUUCAUUUCAUCCGUAGCCUAAUAAACUGCAUGCGUUCCCGAGUCAUAACCGGAGGACCACACAACAUAUCGCAUGACUAAAUUUACUUCGAUCUUAUGGUUAUUAUUAAUAUUUGAGGAUAAAGUGUUUCCACAACCAAUUCUUGCAUAAUUCAUUUUACCAACACAAAAAGAUCCCACCUUGUCUGGCAUAUUCUGUUUUGUCAACAUUUGUAAAGUUUACCGACACAUUUUCUGUUUCCAUCAGGCCUGUCAUGACAUUUUUUUAAAUCCGACAUGUACUUUAAAUUUAUCUGGAAACUUGGUUAAUGUUAACAUCCCACCUUGUUGAACCAACGUGGAAUAGACGUUGAAUUGACGUCGGUGCCAGUGGGAUGGAUGAUUAGAACUGUAGAGUGGACAUACAAUGUUACUGUUUUAUGUUCAUUAUUUUCACAACGCACUUCAAAUCCAUCUCGUUAAAUUGGCUGUCAUCUGUAUAGCGUUGGCUUCUUGUGCACUGUCUAAUACGGAGCUGUGUUGCUGUCCCAUGUUUCACAUAACCAGGCAUCAUGUUAUGCUCUCACUGCAAGAAUACAUAGUGGGAGUCAGGGACAGAUUUGUCACGUAAAAUAUCUCUUUAAAAGAAAGAUGACAAUCAAUUCUUCAUGAAUAGACAUGAUAUACAGUGUAGCAUUGCUAUGAGAUGAUCCUGUGGAGAGUAUUCGGUUGGAAAGACUAACUGGAAAACACAUCAUGGACACUUACAGAAAGGAAAUAGCCACUGAUCGCCUUUACAUAUUUGUUUUGGUAGAAUGAUUCUGGACAAUGUUCUGACAAGGUGAAAUGUGUUUACUGCUAUACUGUGACCACUGACCAAUGUGUUUAAAAAAAGUUUAUGUAAAUUUGCUGCUAGUCUUUGUAUUUUUUUUUCUUCUUAAAGGGCACUUUAUACAUCAGUCUCUCUCCAUCUCUGAGUGAGUCACCCAACAUCGAAACGUCCUGUAGCGUACAAGAGCUUUAACUUUUACUGUAGUCCUGAACAAAAGGGUUUCUGAUGUCAAAGGAUUUGUAAGUGUUAUGUUUUAAUGAGAAAGCACAAUCAAGUGACUCCUUUUAUUUAUCAUAUUUUGAUAAGAUAUGAAUAACAUACAAUUUAGGAAGUAGACAAAUGCCAUUGAAAUUGAUGUUGGGAUUUCAGGGUUAGGGUCCAUUUGAAAUGCUUGGUAAAUUGGAAUUCAAUUCGAGAAUUGGAUUUGGAAAUUGAAUAGAUUUGAAAGAGAUCCCAAUGAGUCAUUCCCAACCAGUCAUUGUAACAUACAGAAAUUCCAGGGAACUGAAGGGGGGAAAAAAAAGAUUUGACAGACUUUCAGACUAUCCCCACCUCUUCUUCUACUGUUGUUUUUGUAGGUCUCCAGGCUACUGUUUGUUUUGUAAUAUUUUUACCUGUCGACUUUCUAAUGCUGUAAGUUGUUGCUGUAUAAAUGUUCUGUUGUUCAAUCGAUGCAUGUCGUAACUUUGGAGCCGUGACUGGGUGUGAAACAUGCACAACGCCAGUUUAACUGUCCUGUAAAAAGUGUCUCAAUGUCCCAAGAUCUUUCUAUUUCUUUUAAAAAGGCAACAUUCCCCUUGGAUGACUGAAAAUUCAAUAAAAGUCUAAUUAAUGAA
Molecule: messenger RNA, 7953 nt
Organism: Oncorhynchus mykiss (rainbow trout)
Lineage: Eukaryota; Metazoa; Chordata; Actinopteri; Salmoniformes; Salmonidae
Gene: kcnb1
Product: potassium voltage-gated channel subfamily B member 1
Biological process (GO): protein homooligomerization; action potential; potassium ion transmembrane transport
Cellular component (GO): membrane; voltage-gated potassium channel complex
Molecular function (GO): delayed rectifier potassium channel activity; protein binding
Source: RefSeq, a predicted model, not a curated record